Silurus meridionalis is the source of this 1983-nucleotide messenger RNA. It is a transcript of the gene fblim1, whose product is annotated as filamin binding LIM protein 1. Gene Ontology annotation, biological process: cell-cell adhesion. The transcript is spliced from 9 exons. Bases 1 to 1248 code for a protein of 415 amino acids. Gene Ontology annotation, cellular component: focal adhesion; stress fiber. NCBI's taxonomy places the organism in Eukaryota, Metazoa, Chordata, Actinopteri, Siluriformes, Siluridae. Gene Ontology annotation, molecular function: filamin binding. The record is from RefSeq and is a predicted model, not a curated record.
AUGGGGAAGAGAAAAGGAAAGAAAGAGAGACGGAGAGAGAGAGAGGGAGAGCGACUUGUUCUUCAGCACCAUGACGUCUGCUGUCCCUCCCAAGAGGAUGGUGUCCUCUGUCUUCAUCACUCUGGCGUCUCCGUACAGAGCCACAGUCACGCCCACGCUGUCUCCGUCACAGCACUCAGCCGUCCCCAUCAGUCCCACCGCUGCACACAGAAAGCCCUCCACCUCCUCCAUCCCCUCCUUCACCUCCACUACCCCCACUAUACCCCCACCUCAUCCCUCCCCCAUUAUACCCCCACCUCCUCCACCUCUGCCCCACAGUCAGGACGCACUGUCUCUCCUGCUGAGACUCAGCCGAGUCCUCUAGAGCAGCGGAAAACACACAACAAACCCGACUCUACACACACUCCAUACAGAGUGGGAAAGAGAGAGGAGAAACGUGUCGAGGAGUUUUUCCCUCCUCCUCCAUCUGUGUCUCUAGACUCUGGUGUGUCUGAAAUCCCGCCCCUUCCUCCUGCCCCUCUACCACCCACCUGCCCUUCGUCUGACCCCACACACAAACCUCCAGCCUCUGCACAUGAAGUGUGUGUGGAGAGAGCGCCCCCUGCUGAUCAUGCUCACAACCAGCCCACUGCACAGCUUCACAAUCAGGAGGGGAUUAUACCUGAUGUGUGUGGGUUCUGUCGUAAGCCCGUGGUCCUGAAUGAGUCGGCGAUCGAGGCAUUGAACAGGACGUACCACAGCAGCUGCUUCCAGUGUCGUCAGUGUCACACUGCUCUCGCCGGGAAACUCUACUACAACAAGGCCGGGAUCCCUCUGUGUGAGGACUGCUACCAGGCCAGUCUGGAGCCGUGCUGGGCGUGUGGUGACGUCAUCAAAGAUCACGUGAUCCGAGCGCUGGAGCGAGCCUAUCACCCGCCAUGCUUCGUCUGCACCACCUGCAGGCAGCCAAUCGGAGAGCAGCGUUUUGCACAGGGGGAGGUGGGGGAGGUGUACUGCCUGCAUGACUAUUACAGGAAAUAUGCACCCCAGUGCAAUGUGUGUGGAGAGAUGAUAAUCCCGAGAGAGGACGGGACGGACAGCUACACUGUCGAGUGUCUCGGGCGCUGUUUCCACGAGGACUGCUACCGCUGUGAGCUGUGUGCGAUGCUGCUCUCCCCAGAGCCCAAUGAACACGGCUGCCAUCCUCUGGACGGACAGAUCCUGUGCAAACCCUGUCAUCUGUCUCUGAUCCCCACAGCCCAGCACUGAUCCUGCAGCUUCACACUAAAGCAUGCAAACACACAACAUCAACAACAACACACACACAACAACAACAACACAAACUGCUCAAAUUAACGUGAGUUUUGUUGUCAUUAUGUGGUUGGUGUGUAAAUUAAGUGACUCUAUCCAUAUUAGAGACCAUUAUAUGUAAUCUCUCCAAGCAGCUAGCUCGCUAAUCACUUUGCUUUCCAAUACACAAUUACAUGCACUUCACUGUGUACACUGGCGUUUGGGACACAGCCCAGUGGAGCUAUGAUUCCACAUUACGGAAAAAAAAUCACACUGCUCUGAUUUAACCCGAUGGUUUCACCAAAGAUGGAAUGUACCAAAUGUCCACAGACUGAGACCUGAUACUCAUCUGGGUUUUAGAGGCUAAUAGCUUUAGCAUUAUCAGUUUAGCAUCCCUGAUGCAAACCAUACAAAACAAACACAUCACACGAUAAUCAACAUUCAUGUGAAAAACGGUUUGUUGUUUUCGUUCUGAAAACUAAUUUGGGAGAAAACAAAAAGCUGAACUCUUUUUUUUCUUAUUUUAAAUCAAUUUAACUUCAAUAUUAGCAUCUGUUUUAAUAUUUACUCUUUAAUUUUACUCUUUUCAUUUUAUAGAUGAUGUAACAGCACAUAUAUCAGACAUAUCCUGUGUAAUUGGAUUUGUUUUUGCACUCUUUGCAUCAUUCAGUGCACCAAAGAUAUUUAUUCCACAUUAAACACCAUUUCACUGUU